UCAUUACACUAAACAUAAUAAUUUGCUACAUUAUUUUUUAUUGUAACUUGUAUCAUAAUAUUCAAAUUAUUUUUAUUUCUAUCUUAUAUUUUAUUUUACUGAUGAUAGUAAGGCUAUAACACUUCAAAUAAUACACAUAUGCAAUAUGUUGAUGCUAGAUGAUCAUAAGCGACAAAAUGAUUUGAUUGAAUUCCUCGGACAAUUAAAUGAAACACAAAAAGAAAAGAAAACGAAAAAAGUACCGAGUAAAUCGGAGAACAAAUGCGUGUGUACAAAAAAAUACUUUAAAAAAUGGGAAAAUAGAUUGAAAUUAAAGUACAUUGCAAAAUUAGCAAUUCCAAAACCAGUUCGUCUUAGGCCUUGGCCAAAUCCAGACUUGGAAGCUGUUUUGCCAAUACCAGUAGUCAAAGCUACUUUAACUGGUAAAAUUCCAAGUAGGAUAUAUAAAUUGGCACAACCUAAAAUCAGGUCAAAAGUAACAAAGGAUGUCGUUUAUCGAACUACCUCAUCGGGUGAUGCGAAGUAUCAAUAUAGGAAAUCUAAACAGCUGCUAAAAACUCAUAAAAGAAUUCUAGAACUUGCAGAACCAAAACCUAAAAUCAGGCACGUGCACGCUAGAUGUCUAAAAUCUGAAUUUCCCGAAAGACUUUAUAUUAAGUCUAAUAAAACUUCAAUUAAGAAUACUUCUGAUGAUUGGAUUAAACAUCGGAAUUGGCUUAAGAAGAACGCGGCACCUAAAAGAAUAUUUAGAAGAUCCCCAGAGGUUAAAAGACGAUCAAAACUGACAAAAUCUCAAACUGAUCUAAUGUUGGAUAGAUUAUCUCAAAUGCCAGAACUCAAAAGAUUUGUUAAAAAAUUGGUUGUAAGAACAACUGAGCCAAGACCAUUUGGUCAAAUAACACCUAUGGGUCUGGACUGGGUUCAGCGGUUAUCAGUACCUAGAAAAUUAUCCUCGGAGACGCAGUUGAAUCUAGAUUAUGAUCCUGGCAUCAUUCCAAGGGCUGCUUUAAACGCAGUACUGACGCCACGCAUAAAAGAAUUAGCCGAGCCAAAAUUUAAUGUUAAAACGGUCAACACAGAAUUCAAAGAAAAUGCAUUUAAAAUAUCACCUACCGCGUUGACAUACAAAGCUACUAAACGUAUUAAAAAAUUGGCGAUGCCACGAGUACAUUAAAUAAGACAUUUUUGUAAAUAUACAUGUUACCUACCAUAAUAUACUUUAAAGUGAUUA
Aphis gossypii (cotton aphid) is the source of this 1231-nucleotide messenger RNA. RefSeq lists its product as uncharacterized. NCBI's taxonomy places the organism in Eukaryota, Metazoa, Arthropoda, Insecta, Hemiptera, Aphididae. The record is from RefSeq and is a predicted model, not a curated record. The transcript has a single exon. The coding region runs from base 146 to 1174 and encodes 342 amino acids.